Messenger RNA from Somion occarium, 3500 nucleotides. NCBI's taxonomy places the organism in Eukaryota, Fungi, Basidiomycota, Agaricomycetes, Polyporales, Cerrenaceae. The record is from the annotation of a GenBank genome assembly.
CCAAGUUAAAUUUUCGAGCGAUCAUGUCAAGCCGCUGAAUGAAUGAGGGCAAAUGAAGAGCUUCUCGGGCGAUAGUUUCAUUUCUAUGCAGACAGCCGACUCUAGCACAAUCGAUCGACUCGACAAGACGAUCAGGCUGCCUCAUCUGUUCAACGUUCAACGCCUCUUCGGCUCACGGAAUUGGCUUCAUAAUCAUCACUCCAACUUUCAAGUGAUUCUGUUCCGUCUGGUGCUUGUGUCGGGUUCGAGAGUCAUAUUUGUUUUCGGCGACGAUGAGUACAGUACUAUCAAAUAACCCCGUGAUUGUGAGUAUCGAUAUGUCAACGUCUCGUACGGUGCCGUAGGCCUUUCGCUCACGGCCAAUGUUAGCCUUUCAGCAGUGCUCAUUGCCUGAUCACAUUAUUGCCAUUAAUUUCUUAGGUCGACGAAAGGCCUUGGACCUGGCCCGGUUUGCUUCAUAGCCUCAAUCGCUCUCACCACUAUGGAGAAAAUGCUAUUGAAGCAGAUCAAGGAAGACGAGGUCUCGAUCAUAUCGUCUCGGAGUACUGAUUGGACGGGAAGCAGCACUACUCUGCGAGAGUUUGGUCCUGCAUCGGGAAAGGCCCUCAUGGCUGUAGGCAGCCUUGCGAUUCGCGGUGUUGAGAGCAUAAGAUUGCAAUUCAGGCUGCAAUCCAAACUACGUAAUAUUGGCGAACUCGUACGGCGGGAAGAUGAUUACAUCCCGGCAGAGUACUACGAGGAUCUACUGGAGCUUCAGAGGUUCGGUCUAUAUUCCAAAUCCAUCCGAUUUCAUGCAUGGGAUUUACUACUGUUGUUGAUGGAGAGACGGCGCACUGAGCGUUUGGUCGACAUCAUCAUGAAAUGGCCUUCUAUUGAGAUACAGCUGAUGCUCCGUCAACUUUCGGUCUUCAAAUUAUCCGGAUGGUCUCUCCAUCCAGCCCGUCUCGUCCGAAUUUACGAUGUCCAAUCUGCCGAAGCCAGUCAAGCACUCAAUCUUCAACGUGAUAGUUCAUGUGCUCAGAGCUACCGGAACAUUCUAGGAUCUGUUCUUCGGAAGAAUCCCAGAAUCAUACAUGAGAUUCUCGGUGCAGAGGAGUACAUAUUCCUCCAAACACCCUCUCUUCCUGGAGACGACCGUACAGAUGUUCCUUCUCUUUCACGUCUCUUCGAUUAUCUCGCUCGCGAAUAUCCUCGCAAACGUCCGGAUAAGUGGCAAUUGCCUCUCGCCGCUCGAGACUUUGUGGAUUUCCUUGCAUCAGGACCAGCCGAACAAUGCCAACACGUCGUCAACUACAUUGCUUCUCAUUUGCGACCAGUUGGCAUACACACAUCCUUUCCGAAGGAUAUCCAUGCCGUCAUCGAGACUCAUAGAAAUACAGGUUACCGUACGAGCAUGCAUUCAGCAUUUGCACUCCUCUGGUUCACCAUUCAUCUGGCACUACGGAGCCGAAUGGCUUUUGGCAUGCUUCUCGAAGCGGACCUACUUGACAUCAUGCGAAGUAUCUGGACUUGUGGCCUCCUUGAAGCAGACGAAGAUGAGGAUGAGUCAACCCAAACAAUCCGAGAGGACAUGCGAACCGCCUGCUGCAUAUUGCUAGGUGUCAUAUCCAGUCACCGGGUUUUCCCUAACCUGGCUUCUUAUCUGGCCUUGGAGCACACAACCUGGUUCCUCGCAAUUUUCUCACAUUUUAUGGAUGCAUAUACCACGGUUGAUGCAGUACGUCUGCCUGCGUGCUCCGAGCCUCCCCGGGAUGAUAGGAGCGAUUUCUACCAUGAACUCCUGAAUAUCGUUGGCGUGAAUGAUGCUCAUGCUGGGACACCACUGAAUGACGAGCAGGAGAUAGCCUGGAAAGUUUUGAUUCAUGAGUUGGACCAGCGUCGAGAGACUCAUGUCAGCAGCGCACUUUUGGAAUUCCCUUCGGAUCACCAGAAAUCGAUGAUUCUUCGCCGACUAGUUGACAUUCGUGUCAAUCCACGUAUCGGACUAGAUCACAGUGAGGCUCGAGCGCGUGCGUUGCAAGUGAUAGUCAAGCACAUUUCAGCUGAAGAACCAAUACUUUCACACCAAAGCAUCGAUGUUCGAAUAUUUGCUUUCAUCUUGACAAACUCGGCGGAGGUUCCUGUGGAUCUUAAGAAGGCUUUUGACAUAUUCUUCGACCUCUACUCACCUGAAGAGCCAGUUCAGUAUACCUCGUUAAAGCUACCACGGCACGUUGGAUACUACAUCGAGUAUCUUCGACAUGUGCCUCGGGAACAAAUACUUGUCGUCGCUGACUAUCUCACAAGCGUGUUGUUGUCGUACUCUAACUCUGACACUCCUUCAGAAUCGGAGGAAGUGCACCAAAUGAGGCUUCCUCAAGUCCUGCAAAUUCUGCACCUCGCCUCUUACCUCUCAUUUCAAAGUGACGUCGCCUCAAGUACACUCUUGAAGUGCGGUGUUAUGGAUAUCCUAUCUGGCUUAUGGACUCAGACUCCUUCCAGUAUUCUGAUUUAUGGACAUGGGGGAAAUUUCUCAAUGGCAAGAAAUGUGUUGCGAAUGCAAUGUCUAUUGCUGCUGGGAGCCUUGGCUCAACAUUCCCAUGAUGAUAUUUUGGAUAUAAUUAAGGCUGAUCCUCGUAGGCAUUGCUUAACCAAAACAAAACAUCUGGAUGUACUUUCGUCGCAGUUAUGCAUCCAUGUUGACGAUGUCGGUUGGUACGACGUGACCACCCCCCUUCGGUCACUUCUUUCGUCAUUGGGAUUCUCCCUCCCGUCAUUGUUCCAAUUAGCAAACGAACGGCCGUUCCUUGUGCAUCCAUGGGAACAUAUUCUGGAUCCAUUCAUUGACCUCAAAGCCCUUGAUCAUCAGAAGGUCUGUGCCUCUGAGGAGAUCCUUAAACUCUGCACUUUUGCGCCGCAGGAGAGCUGGUGGGCCGUAAUACAAGCUGGCUUCAAUAUACAAUACCGUACUCAGGCCGUCUUCAAGUAUAUGAUACGAGAGUAUCUUGGCUGCGAAGAUGAUCAUCCUUGGGCUAUUCCUCCAGCUUCUCGCAGUGCGCUGCUUUCAUUAUCGAAGACUUCGGAGAAGUACGGCUUCACAACAGUUAACCCCGUUGACCGACUCAUGCUCUUCAUAUCGGCCACCUGCAUUGGUACCAAUGCUUCUAGCUUCAGGGUGCUGGAGAAUAUAGGAGUAGAGAAACUCAUGGAUGAGUUGCUGGAUGGAUCCUUUGACUUCUGUGGGAACCCCAAUGAUGGGCAGCGGAUGGCAAGAGCCAAGGAGUGCAAGUGGUUGAGAGGUUACAUGUUGACACUUUCGGCUUAUGAAUUUGGAGAUUGAUCUUACACGUAGUUGUCGAUAAAGUUUCGAAAGAUGACUCAAGUGCUCUUCGACCCUCUUUUCUUACAGUUACUGGUACAUAAAUACCGCUUGCAUACAAUACACUACGAGGCAAUCGAACAGUAUAUGUACAAUGCAGGAAAUCUUUGUCUACAAUUCAUAUCUCCGAUGAAAUCAAGUC